Molecule: messenger RNA, 11303 nt
Organism: Porites lobata
Lineage: Eukaryota; Metazoa; Cnidaria; Anthozoa; Scleractinia; Poritidae
Source: the annotation of a GenBank genome assembly
AUGAAAGCAAAAUAUUUUACCCUUCAAACUCUGAAUGAUAACUCUCUGAGCCCACAAUCUAACAGCGGUAGUAAAAAAAUGGCGGAGUCUGGAUUGGCUUUAUUUCUCUCUGUUUUAUUUCUGCUGUUGUUCGUAACUGCAAGGGUUUACUGUUGUGGAAUGAGCACACAUAUAGAUAUUGCUCAUCAAGCUAUUAAUUGGUUCAAGGAUGCAAGAAAUGGUACGGACUACAGGGAAAUAAUCCUAAAGCAUCAAGAUGCGUUCAUCGCUGGAAAUCCUUAUCCGGAUUCGAUGUAUUCAAGUUUUUGUUAUUCUGGGAAAUUCCAUUCGAUCGCUGAGGAUACACAUUGGUCUCCAUUUCUUAACGCUACGGUCAAUUACAUCAGAAAAAAAUACCCAAAACCCUGGGAUCAGGUUAGUGUUACUAAUAAAGAUAUGCAGGUCACUGAGGACAACUUUGAUUUUGAUGACGAAGGUGAUGAUGAUGAUGAUGUUGAUAAGAGCAAUGGAAUUUUACUUUGUUGAUAAUGGUUAUGUUUGAAAGCGCUGGGAAAAUAGUGAUUGUUAUGAUCUUGACGAUGAUUAUAGUGGAACCCCAUUAAUACAGACACCUGUGGGACAUGCCAUGGUGUCUAUAUCCCCCCCGCCCCCGCCAGGGUCUAUAUUAACUGGAUGUCCGCAUUAAGCAGGUUAAUUAUAGAGAAAAUAAAUGAGCUUUAUUUUCAUUGAGACAAACGAAAUUGUCUCUUAUAUACUGGUGUCCAUAUUAAGCAGGUGUCAAUGGAGAGGGGUUUACUAUAUAGCAUUACGAAAAAUCACCAGAAUAAAUACUUUGAUCAUGCUGAUCAAUACUUUGAUCACCAUGAUCUUUGAUAGGAGGUGCAGGAAUAAUGAUGCUGAAAUUGGUGAUGAUGAUGACUUUGGAUGUCAAAGCACUGAAAGUGACAAAGUGUACCUGAAAAUUAUAUAUGUUCAUGAACAGAGUGCUAGUGAUGAUGAUGUGAUAUUGAGAGAUGUGAGUGAGGGAUUUUAGCAAAUAGUCAAAGAAAACCAAGUGUUAGUCAGGCAAGGGGAAUUUUUUGUUCUUAUGAGGAGUGACCUUGACUUUACAGGACACAGAAAAGCUGGUGGCUUUUACUCUUGGUUUUGUAUCACAUCAAGUUGCAGAUGUAACAUGGCACAGUCUUGGAAUCAAUCAAGGAUUUCUUACCACCAUGGGGGAUGUUAAUUUCUUUGGAUCAUUUUCUGCUGCACACAGCAUUGGUGAUCCAGGAGGAGACAUGGUUGCAUCAUUUGAGGGUGAUACGAGGCAACUACCUUCAGGAUUAAAAGAAUGGUAAACUCUAUCUAUCUACUAACUUUUUAUAAUUUCAGAGGAGGCAGCGUAGCCAAGUGGUCAGUGCAUCAGACUCACAGUCUGGUGGUCGUGGGUUUGAGUCCAGCCACUUGCUGUAUUUGUUCUCCGUUGUCCUGAAUUCAAAUCCUCAGUCAUACUUGUAAACAGCCAACUGGUUGCCUCCUGCCUAUUGGGGUUGUUAAUCUGGUUGUGUUGUAUUUGAAUUAAUUGUUUCUAAGUAAUCGAGUGGAGUGCCUCUAAACUAGCUGGAUAAGCUACGUUCACUCUCCACUUUAAACAGGCAUUUAAACCUUUAAACCAGCACAAAUACUACUCUUGCCCCAAUAUUUUAAUCACAGCUGCAGUCUUUGUCAGCACACCCCCUAGUGAUGUUAAAUUUUGAGGCCAUUUGAAGUUGUAUACAUGUGACUAUGUGACUUCAAAAGUGAGUCAAACAUUCCUGGGAGCUGGUACCCCCCCCUCCUGACCAUGAGGGUCUUUUCUUAUCUUUUGAGGGUGUAUAAUUAUAUUUGUCAUCAGGUAUCUUCCAUCCAGUGAUCUGGAAGAGAUCUACACUGAGUAUUAUGGAGAAAAGAAAAUUACAAAGGAAGAGAUAGAAGUCUGUUCUGCUCUUAUGCUUCUUGGUUGGAUCGGCGAGCAAAUUGCAGGGGAAAAGUUGUUUCCCAAGUAUGCUAAGACAUCACCAUUUUUGGUAGAAGACUUUCACACAUACUUCCAAGGUAUAGUUGCUCCAAAUGGGCAGGUCACCACCUUAAUGCAGUGGGGUAGUCUGCAUGCCUUAAUGACCGCUGGAGCUAUGUCAGCUUGAAGGAUAGAGACCAGACAAAGAGUGACCCCUUGGUCAUCCAACUUGGGGGUUAGGCAUAGGGCUAAUGACCCUACCCCAUAAAAAAGUAGUUGUUACAGAAACCAGAAGCACUAACAAUGAUACAACGCUAACAGGGGCGUCGCUCCUGUAGCUAAAGUGGGGGCACGGAACAGAGAGUGUUGGUCAUAACAUACUUAUGUGCCUACCAGUGCAGUGAGAAAUCAUAAAUUAAUAAAGAUGAUGGUGGAAAGGAUGGAUGGAAAAAGCUCCUUUCAAUUUGUCCCAUAUCUGCUUGUAAAUAAAUCAAAAGGAGAAUUUGAUGUCACUUUGGGCCUUAUUCCACGUACCCGUUCAGUACCAUUUAAUGAGGACUGCCACAGCCUAUGAAAAACAGCACCUUUACCUUCCACAGCCCCUUCUCCUCUGUCCCAAAUGUUGAAGUUAAUUGUUGGGGGUCUUACCUUGAGUAGGAGGGAUAAAACUUUGUCCCUAGUUAGUCGCAGCCUUGACAACAAAAAGGAAAUUUUAAAAGCUCCAUGGCCUCUUAGAUAUUGUAAAACCCCACCAACAGACUCUUUUGAACACAGGAGUUUUCCAUUUUAGGGGGCGUGGCUGACAUGGCAGCGUGGUCUGUACUGCUAUGGCACAAGACUAUUGAUAUGCUUGAACACGGAACAGACACUUGCUCUAUACCAAAAAGUCCAUUGUUUAUUUCCUGCAACAAGAGUGAACAUGGAAUCCUCUUACAACGAACACAGCGGCAGAAGCUAUGGAAUCCUGGAAUGAUUAUGCUGCAGCAAGACAUCCACAAAACCUUGAGGUUAUCUGGUGUGAACAUCAAACAGAGCCGAAGAGGAAGCUUCUUUUCUUUGUCAGAGUCUUUGCAAUCAAAGAUCCAGAAAGUAAAGAAUUUUAAAAAGAGUUGUCUAGGUAGUGCAAACAAUCCUCCUCAAAUAACAGAGAAUGUGAACAACGUUGAUCAGGAGGUGACGACGACACCUGUUGAAUAUUCAUCUUCUGUUCCAUAUGCAAGGACAGGAUGGUAAGUACAUGUAAUGCAGGACUUGAAGAAAACUUGAAUUCCAACAUGUCAGUUAGGCAAGCAGCUCUCUCACAUUUUGUUCACCUGGGAUGUAAUGACAGUCUAACCCCACAUUACAGACACCCACUUAAUAUGAACACUUCAUUAUUACAUUUUCUCUAAAAUUAACGUGCUUAAUACAGACACUCAUUAAUGCAGACAAUGGACGCUUCUUUCUUGCCCAAUAAACAGAUUCUCAUAGAAAGUCAACCUCACUAAUGGAUAGACUUCAUUAUCAACUGUGUGCUGUAAUAAACCUUUUCUUUUUGAAGGUAAAAAACCUUCAUUUGACAGCAUGUUGAUGUGCCCAGCUCCACAGGAUGAUUUCUUGAGGUUAUUUUAAGACUAUUUUGACAUCAAAUGUAAUAUGCAGAAAAUGGCUUUGAUUUAGCAAUAUUAAAAUUGAGUGAUUUUUUUAGUGUUUCCAUGGAUUUAGUCCACGGAAUGACGGCUUUCUGAAAGCUAAGAUGUUUAAUUUGACGAUUCUAAUGUCCUCUUUUCUCUCAAAGUAUUUUGUUCUAAUUAAAGGUGUUUAAUAACAUGACCCGCUUAAUACAGACGCCCCGUUAAUGCACACACUUUCUGUGGUCCCUUCAGUGUCUAUUUUACUGGGGUUUGACUCCUUGCUUGUUAGUUAAUGAUUUAGUUGGAGGGUGUUCACCUGGACCCUUGCCUGUUGGGCAAGUGAGCUUAAAAAUUAAUUGCCCAGCAAGAAAAUCUAGUAGGUGGACUUUUUUUAAACCCUGGUUUUGGUUUAAAACUUUUGAGCUAUAAGAACGUAGAUCUGUGAAGGGUUUGAACCCAGGAGUCAUAUCAAUAGUAGGUUGAGUUUGAUCGUCGGGGUAAAUGUAGUCCUGAAUAGGACUAGAGUAUAAUACCAUCAACUGACGUGAUACAACUCACUUUGGUUGUCGAAACGUCAGUCACUGUCAACAACAACAGUCCUUUUCAGGACUACGUUCACCUGGACGAUCAAACUCAACCUACUUUUGAAAUUAUAACAUAGAUAAUAUUUUAAAACAAAGAGAGAACAAUGUUCUGAUUUUCUAUAAUAUCGGGUCCCAGCAACUUGUGGGCGGAUACUAUGGGGGCUUUGAUGACAGGCAGGGUCAAUGGGAAUAUUGUAAAUGGGGUCUAAUUGUCAUGGGAAUAGUUUUCCUAAUGUUACUGACAGAAAUCUACUAACCUUGUAUCACAUUUUUAGGUCCUUAGCAUAUGGCAACUUCAGCGGUCUGUCUCUUUCACUCGUGAUUGGAGCACCGGGGUAUGGCACUCCAGGGAACAGCCAACAUGGUUGUGUUUACCUUGUUACAAAUAAUGCAGAGAGUGGACUGCCAAGCAGGAACUUAAACUUAGAUUCUGAUGCUGACAUGAUUGUCAAUGGAACAGUGGAAAAUGGUAGAUUUGGAACAGCAGUGGCCAUUGUAGAUCUUAAUCAGGAUGGACUGGACGAUCUUGCCGUCAGUGCUCCAUCUACAGGUGGGUUUAAGGUGCCCCUCACUCAACUAUAAAACAGCUCUGUUUUAGCAACUGCAACCCAACAAAACUCUACAACAGAUCUGAGAAUCCUUAGUCAUAACUUCCCCAUGGGACCCAGCAAAUGACUUUCCUUUCAACAGAACUUUUGACUGGAUCAAUAUAAUUUUACAUUUUGAGAAGCCUUUAGAACAGCAGCAUGUUUUUCAGUGGAGGAAAGGCAAGUGUGAGGUGGACAUGGAGCUCAACACAUGCACGACAGGGGAAGAUGUAGGGAAUAAUGAUUUUUUGCAUGCCUCCCCAGGGGCGGAUCCAGGAUUUUUUUUAGGAGGGGGUGCACUCGUCUCCUGCUCUACUUCAACACCAAUAAACCACAUUUUUUUUUUUUUUGCAGAAUAGCAGUUGCAUUAGAAAACCGCAGGUCAUCUCAGGGGGGGGGGGGGUGCGCACCCCCUGCACCCUCCCCCUAGAUCCGCCCCUGCUCCCCCUGUGUGGCAUACGUUUCCAAGAAACUGUUCACCUACCCCUCCCCUAAGCCACCAUUAAGAAGAGAAGUAAGUGUUAUCAUUGAUUUAGGGGAGGGGUAUCUGGGCAGUUUCCCAGAAACGUAUAAUGAACUGUCAUGCCUGUCUCAUGUCCCACCUCGUGCCUGCUUUUGCUGGCCUGAAAAAUUUAGAUCAAUGUUAGAAUAAUCAAUUUCCAAGAUUUUGCUCGUUAUUAUUUUGUGAAAUGUUUUCAAUUUGAGCUUCUACUUGCAGGUGCCAAUAGCCUUCAGUAGACUGGAACAAUCACAGUUUGUUUGGUUACCCUGUGGCAUAAGAUGCCGGAUACCAUGCUUAUUUUCAGCAAUUUAGAUCAAACUUAAAUAAAUUUCCAAGUUUUAUCUAUUAAAUUUUGUGAAGUGUUUUUAAUCUGAGCGUCUACUUGCAGGUGCCAAUAGCCUCCAGUAUACGGGAACAGUAUAUGUGUUCUAUGGAGAACAAGGAAAAGGACUCAACCCCAAACCAGGCCUGACAAUCCACGGCAAUGGCACAUAUUAUAAUCUAGGCACAUCUUUACUGGGGGCAGACAUUGAUGGAGAUGGAUUCAAGGACCUUAUAAUAGGGUCACCUUUUGCUCCAGAAGGUGGUCCCCAGAGGGGCUCUGUUGCUGUAUUCUUGGCCAAAACCCAGAGAAAGCCUGGGUCAGCAUUAUUUGUGCAGGACGCUGAUUGGUUGGCUGUCGGUGAACAGAAUUACAGUUGGUUUGGGUAUUCUAUGGCUGUGGCCAAUCUAUAUGGGAAGUUGAUGCUAACAAUUGGUGCACCCACAUUUAGGUACAUAUUUUUGGUGUUGUACAUUUUUACCAACUUACUAUCUGUCUUGUUAGUGGCCUAAGAGGCUACAUUAAAUUUUGAAAAUUAGCACAACCUACAGAUCACUUCAUUAUCUGUUAGCAGAUAACUAACUAAUCUUUAAUCUGGGCUUGAGAGUGUCAGAAAUUGUCGAGCCUAGGGUAGGGCAUUUAUAGAGUAUCUGACCUCAGUCACAUCCUGUUUCCAGUAAAGGUGUCCCUGCCAGUGGGGAGAAUAAUGUUGGCUUUGUUUGCUGGCAACUCCACUCAACUCAACUUGACAGGUUGUAGACAAGGUAACACAAGCUUAUAAGCUAACAGGCACACAGGGUGACAUGCAGACAUGCUGACAUGCUGACUGGUUGACAGAAAGACAUUCAGACAGGCUGACAUGCAGGCAGCCUAACAUGCUGACUGGGCAUUGGGCAGACAUUCAAAGCAACUGACAUGCAGGAACGCAGAAAUGCUAACUGGGUGACAGGCAGAUAUUCAGACAGGCUGAUGAGCUGACAUGCCGUGGAUUUUGAUUUAGGGAGUAAAUGUUUAAAGCUUUAAAUCAUGGCUGUAUGGUUAGUGAAGCAAAUGUUUUCUGUAUCUGAGCAGACUAUGUGCUGUCCAGAACUGCAGUUACUCCAAGAAUGACAAACAGAGUGUUGGCAGGGUGUAUUUUUUCAGUGUAACCUCAACACCAUUCCCCCAACCCAUGGCAACCAUCACUGGCAGUGAAACAUUUAUGAAACUGGGCACCAGCCUUGCUGUUGGGAAUCCAUAUCGCCAUGGUGAUGAUGACAACAUGCUUGCUGUUUCAGCAGCCACACAAAGUAAGUUCUGCAGGUCUGUGUACCUGUAGCCCCAAGACAGGGCUCGUAAAAAAUUAUUGAAUUCCAGCUUGUCCUUUGGACUAGCAGCUGUCACAUUUCGCUUGCCUGGGGCCACUUCUUGCUUGUCUUCAUUAAUGAUUUUGUUAAUUAAGAUGACUGCCUGGACCCUUGUCCUCUACUUGUCCCGGCUACCAGACAGGACUUUCUUCAAGCCCUGCAGGGGGCCCUCCCCACAUCCAUCAGAACUCUCCGCAAAACUCCCACUGUAAUGACUGCAGUCCAAGACAGCUUAUUUAGUGAGUAAAUAAAAAAAAAAUAUCAUAUCUGAAAAGGUGAUAGGGGAAACAUACUUUUUAUACAGGCUGCUUGUAUCCCUAGGGCAUUGAAAUGCCAGGGAAUAAAAAUCCAGCAAGCUCUACUGGGGUCUGUACUCUAUGCCCCAGUACCAAGGGCAUUCUUAAUUAACAUUAUUUCUUCUCUUGCCAUAAUUACCAGGUUAUAACCCCUCUUUACAGAAUGAAAUAACCUUUCAUAUUGGAGUUCAAGUAAUAUAAUUUUAGAUCAGGUCAAUAUCAAAAGAAUUGCAUGUAAAUGAUUCUGUGACUUCAGAUAUUCAAGGUCGCAUCUUGGACUUCAAGCUACCAGUCCAGUUUGACCAGUCUGGAGCUGUGUACAUGAUAAACUUGACAACAGUCCUCCAGCUUGGUAAAGACGUAUCGUUAAAAGAUGUCAAUUACACAACUGUAUUUGAAGGUGAUCGUAGCUUUGCAAGAUUUGGUUGGGGGUUAGAGUUCACCGACAUAAACCAGGAUGGUAUAAAAGAUUUGCUGUUCUCAGCACCAUUUAGGACACGUGAUAUAACUGACGAAAUUAAAGGGGGUAUGUGUUAUUACACUUUAGUUUUUUAGGUUUUUAAUGCCUUAAAAUUGGUACAAAUAGUAUUUUAAAAUCUUAUUCUAAUGUUAUGCACAACUACUCAGUCACACUCACCGAGUCCUUGUAUGCUGUUGUUUCCACAUAAAGCUUUUAAAAUCAGUUACUUUGCCUCUCUGUUUAAAACUGCCCUCACUGUAGCCUACAUUCCAGAUGACAUUAGAGCUAGGCAAGUCAAGUAUCACCUGCAAAGUAUUGUACAAAUCAUAGACUGCCACCACAAGGGCAACAGGUUUAUUUAACAAUUACUGAAUGAGGCUGAUUAUCUUAUGAAGAAUUAUGGAGAUCAAGGAGGAUGUUAUCCAUCAAGGCCGUAGGCCGAGGCAGAUAACACCCUCUGACAUCUCCAUAAUUUUUCAUUUGAUACGAAAACCUAAUUUAAUAAUUGUUUUAUUAUUCAUUCAAAAUAAUUCCUAGUUUAAAAACAUGGCUAAAACAUGCUUACCUCCAUCGAUCCAUCGAUGUUAAGUUCAUCUGUGAUAGUGCAUGUUUAGGGUUGUUCAGCUCUGCAAAAUAUUCUCCAAAUAGUAGAUGUUGCCCUUCGAGUUGUCUUUUUGCUGUUUUUGCCAUGUUUUUAGUAAUUAUUUCACCUACCGGUAGUUCUUACUCUUGAAAUGAGUGAAAUGUCCGCCAUUUUUGUUUUCACAACUAAAACAACUCAACCUGAUCCCCAGGUCUUCUCGGUUAACGGUGCAUUAAUCUGCAAGAAACCUGCACUUUUGACAUCAUCGGUUCAUGAAACACAAAAUUCUUCCAAAUUUGGUCAUCAGUAGCAGGUUAUGGUGAAUUCUGCAUGUGCUUUUAGCCAAUCAGAAUCGGGAAAUAUUUUGAAUGAAUAAUAAUAGUUCUUGUUGUAACCGUCACGUGGUUACACCCGCUAAAUGAAGUCUCAGCCCCACCAAAGCACCCAGAUUUGCUCAUUGUGGCUGCCUGAUUUAUGGCUUUUUGGUCUUGUUAAAAGUACUGUGUUGUACAUGAUGAUUUGCUCUGACUGGGCAAAAUAAGAGCUUUAAGCCUAGAAAAAGCUGGCUUGACUGAGACAGUUCCAUCUGUUUUGUAACUUUGGCGCCAUACUACCAUCUUCAGUCCUCUAAACGUGACAGAAAAAGUAAGCCCUCUCCCCACCCCCUAUUUAAAGUAUUUUUGGUCUAAAACCAAUGUGUAUAAUAUUCUCGUGUUAUCCUUAACUGGAUAAUUAACCCUUUAAGUCCCGAUAGUGACCAAGAUCAAUUUUCUCCUAACAAUAUCCAUGUUACCAAGAGAAAUGGUUAUGAGAGUUAAAUGCUUUGAUCUUCUACCAAAUUCUCUCAACUUAUUCCGUAAGGAAAAUAUGUAUAAAGACCAGUUUGGAGAAUUUGUAUGUGGAAAUUGGGGCUUAAAGGGUUAAUGAGAGGAGGGAAAACAAGCAUUCAUUUGGCAAUGUUUUCCAUUUUUGCUAGGAUGAUGGGAAAAGAUAGUUAUUUUUGGGAUGUGUCUCAACAUGUUGUGUCUGAGGUUGUAGCAACUUCAUCCUAGCUACCAACUCAUCUGCUGCUCUUCUCGACCCCUCUCCCUAUGUGGGUUUCCACCUUCUUUGUGCGAUAAUAAAUUAUUUCUCUGAAACAUAGUAAACCACGAAAGCCUACAACAUAUGUCUUUUUUGUUAUGUUUACAACAAGUUAACCCCAAUAUCCACAUACAAAUUCUCAAAACUGAUCUCCAUACAUUUCCUUAAAGAAUUAGUUGAGAGAAUUUGUUAUCAGAUCAAAGCAUUUUCUCUUUAGUGAUCAUUUCAUAAAUUCUCAUAACUUUAUCUCUUGGCAAAGUAUGAAUAUUGUUGGGAGAAAAUUGAUGUUGUUCACCAUUGGGACUUAAAGGGUUAAUGACGUGUGUAGUUUCUGGCAUUGACAAGUUUGUAAUUUUCACUUGUUUUUAAAGGAAGAUCGUGCCAAAAAUGAAUUCAAAAUGUUUUUUUUUUUUUCUCACUGCGAAUUAUUAUUUUUAUCUCAGCCGAGGAAGGUGGACUGUAUGCAUUCUAUGGAGGAAAUAACUUUCCUUCUGGUAAUGCCACCAGAGGAUGUCAGGGAGUUGAUCCUUGUCCUGGAGUUAAGGUAAUAUCAGUGAUAUGUGUUUCAAACAUCGUGCUACUGCCGUGCUAAGCUGCCUUGACUGCAGCAGGACUGCAGCAUGACACUAGCACGACUUGGUUUCAGACAUCAAAUUUAAUUCACGUGAAUAGAACAGCUCUUGCCGAAAACAAAAUACAAAAAUAAAGAAACGGUUUAGCAAACUUUUAAAUGUUUUCUAAUGUAUUUAUGAUUUGUGAAUUGAGUUCGGCACGGCAAUAGCAUGACUUGGUUUCAAACGUUGCACUACUGCCAUGCUAUAGUCGAAUUGAAUUCCAUCAAUUUAGUUUGGCAAGACAGUAGUAUGACGUUUGAAACGGGCCUAAGAUAUUACAUUAGGUGAAAUUUUCCUUACCACCAGAAAUAACACCAUGACAAUAUCCACCAGACAAAACUGAAGGCUCUCUUGGAAAAACGUUUUUAGCUAGGAUGAAGGUUGAAUCUAAAACAGUAAAAGUGCAAAAUAUUACAAGUUCUGGCAAAAAAUAAAUAGGGAAAUACAACUGAUGCAAUAUAAAGCAAGGGCUGUAAAACACUUACAUUGUUAUUCCAGGGCCACAGCAAAUGAAAAGGACUCGUAUGUUAAGACCUAAUAAUGUAAUCAUGUGUUUAAUAUUUUAUAGGCGUCCUUCGUGGUGAAGUCUACAGAGGUAAGCUAUGCAAAAGUAUUAAACUGUGCAACGGGAGUCAUGUCUGAUAGUCCUGGGCUUGUGGAUUUUGCAAUCAGGCUAGUGAAUUUUAUUCUAAACUUGACAGGCAAUUGACGUUUGUGGGGGAAUUCAAGUAAGAUAGUACUGAUAACAAAUAUUAUUAAUAAUUUAUGUGCAUCAAAAGCUGGUCUUGUAACCAACAAUGGUUCUUCUUGAUACUUCUUCAAAUACUUUUUUAAGAUGCCCUGAGAAUUUUAUUAUUGUAUCAAAUAAAUAUCUAAUCAGUGCUUAAUCAAGUUUUGACUAAGUUUCCUAAUGUAGCAAGUAACCAUAGCAACAGUAUAGCUUGCUUAACCUUAAUUUUAGAUUAAAGCGUAAGGAACCCCAAAACGAGUUCCAUGUUUAGUAACUCCCAUGAUUUAUUAUAAAACUGCAAUUGCCAGUCUAAAAAUAACUUUGGGGUGCAUAAAGAGACAUCUUUAUUUUUGAAAAGUCAACUUGCUUUCAGGAGCUUAUCCAGACAAAAUGAUGGUACUGCUCAAAAAUGAGUAAAAUAAUCAUUUACUAGUUAAUUAAUCAGAGGUGUGUUUUUGUUCUAGGAGAGGUCCCGUCUGGGAACGACAUUCAUCAGUAUUCCAUUGCCCAGUGCAUCAGCUGUAGACUUAGUUGUAUCAUCUCCUCGUAGUUCUAAGAGUCCACUCCAUUCAGGAUCUGUGCAUGUGCUUCACUUGACAAAGUAA